AUGAAAAAUGAAAGUGAUAGAGUAAGGGUAGUAUGCAGGGUCAAUUGUGGGUUUUUAAUGUUGUGCUCCAAAGUGGGUCAUAAGCUCACUUAUGCUAUAAAAACCGUAGUUGACAAACACACAUGUGUUAGGAUUUUAGACAAUAAAUCUGCAAGUUCUAGGUGGGUGGCUAAGGAAGUGUUGAAGAAAAUGAAAACAUAUGAUAAUGUCAGGAUUUGUGAUAUAAUUCAAGACUUGAGGCAAAAUUAUUUUAUGAGCAUCACGGUGGCUAGUGCAUGGAAGGCUAAACUCAUAGCCAAGAAGAUGCUUGAAGGAGAUGCAGACAAACAAUAUGCAAAUUUAAGGAGAUAUGCUGCAGAAUUACAUAGAGUGAAUCCUGAGAACAAUUUGAGUAUCAGUUUAGAAAUACCAAGUCCAUGUAUGCAGCCAAGGUUUGGAUCCUUUUAUUUUUGCUUUGAUGGUUGUAAAAAUGGUUUCAUUAAUGGUCGUAGAACCUUUGUUGGGGUGGAUGGUUUUCAUCUAAAAACAAAGUAUAGGGGUCAGUUAUUAAUUGAUGUGGGUAGGGACCCAAAUGAUCAGUAUUUUCCUUUGGCCUUUGGGGUGGUUGAGACUGAAACUAAAUAA
Molecule: messenger RNA, 624 nt
Organism: Vicia faba (fava bean)
Lineage: Eukaryota; Viridiplantae; Streptophyta; Magnoliopsida; Fabales; Fabaceae
Source: the annotation of a GenBank genome assembly